GGCGGAGGGGAGAGGUAAAGCAAAGCCCAAGCCCUUCAAAAAGGGAGGGAGAGCUAUUAACGAAAGCUAAUCGGAUCCGGGUCAAAAAAUGGGAUCCGAUAAGGCCAUCGCCAGGCGGCGGCGAAGGACGAGAUCCAUGGAGAUUGAGGACGACGACAGAAAACGACCAGCUCACCGCCGCCUGCGUUUGCUGCGGUACGAUGAGCUGCCGGAGUACCUUAAGGACAACGAGUUCAUCCGCGACCAUUACAGGUCUGAGUGGCCGAUCAAGGACGCGAUCCUCAGCGUUUUCUCUUGGCACAACGAAACCCUAAAUGUUUGGACGCAUUUGGGCGGAUUCCUGUUGUUUCUGGCAUUGACGAUGAUGGAAUCGAUCGAAGCUGUCGAGGACGUUCGCAAUGCGUUCGUUCCGACGAUUUCUAGGUUUACGGGUGGAUUGAUGAAUGAGAGUGAGAUAUCAAAGCAUUAUUCGGGGAAUCUGUUAUCGGAAGCUGCAGGGUUGCAGUUAUUCCAUUCGAAUCCAACACCAAAAAAUCCCACAAUACCAAGAUGGCCAAAGCUAGUCUUCAUGUUCGGUUCCAUGGCUUGCCUCUCUUGCAGCGCAAUCUCCCACCUCCUCGCUUGCCAUUCGCAUCGUCUCAACCUCUUCUUCUGGCGCCUCGAUUACUCUGGCAUUUCCAUCAUGAUUGUCACAUCCUUCGUCCCCCCGAUAUACUACGCUUUUCUCUGUAAUCCUCUAGCUCAGCUAACUUACCUCUCAAUCAUCUCAACCCUCGGGAUACUUGUCAUAUUUACGAUGCUCGCCCCUGCUCUCUCUUCUCCUCGUUUUCGUCCCUUUAGAGCCGCACUUUUCUUAAUAAUGGGGUUCUCUGGCGUCGUGCCAGCCGUUCAUGCCUUGGUGCUCAACUGGGAGCAUCGAGCGUGCCACCUGGCGCUUGUGUUGGAGGUGGUGAUGGGGUUGGCUUAUGCGACAGGAGCGGGGUUUUAUGUGAGCAGAGUUCCUGAGAGGUGGAAGCCUGGUGCUUUUGACAUUGCAGGUCAUAGUCAUCAGAUUUUUCAUGUCUUUGUGUUGGUUGGAGCCCUUACUCAUUAUGCGGCUACUAAUGUGCUACUCCACUGGAGGGAUGGAGGAGCUGUUUGCAGCAACGACACUAAUGCCAUAUUUGCCUUGUUUUGAUGUUUAUCAGAGCUAGGAUAUCCUAUUGUUGUGAAAUCUUUUGUCUCAAUUAGAUUCUAUAUUACUGAGAGAGCAAAGGAUCUAUGACUAACUGUUGGAAGGUGAAGAGGGAGAAUAUAGAAGCAGGAGUAUUAAAGCAUUCGUCGUCUGGCACAGAUUUGAAUGAUGUAAAAUUAGUUUGUACAUAUAUUUGUUCCAUUUUGUAUGUGAUCCUGUUUCCAGGUCUGAGUGUAAUCGUGAGAAGGGAAACAUAAGAGGGUUCAUUUUGUUCAUGGAAAUCUCGGUACUUUUUCUCUUAUCGGGUAGAGAAUGUAUUGUUCCUAACGGAUAGUGCGAGCGAAUUCAAAAGCUGAGAGAUUUCUACUCCCAGUCGUGUUUUGUUGUGCAUCAGUUCAAAGGCUGGGGAGGUUUGGACUACAAUUUGUGCUUGUUGUAUGUAUUAUGUGCUAGUGUAAUUGUUGUGCACUAAGACAAGGGUUGAGGUCAUGGGCAUUCCAUUUUUGCUGUCAUUCUGCUGUGGGUGCCCUUUAAAUGUGAUUUGUUUGAGUUGAAAUUUCC
Messenger RNA from Asparagus officinalis (garden asparagus), 1735 nucleotides. Its product is annotated as heptahelical transmembrane protein ADIPOR2-like. Gene Ontology annotation, biological process: response to hormone. Bases 89 to 1177 code for a protein of 362 amino acids. Gene Ontology annotation, molecular function: signaling receptor activity. NCBI's taxonomy places the organism in Eukaryota, Viridiplantae, Streptophyta, Magnoliopsida, Asparagales, Asparagaceae. Gene Ontology annotation, cellular component: membrane. The record is from RefSeq and is a predicted model, not a curated record. The transcript has 4 exons.